Messenger RNA from Echinococcus granulosus, 1938 nucleotides. Its product is annotated as N-chimaerin. The transcript has 10 exons. Gene Ontology annotation, biological process: regulation of GTPase activity; signal transduction. Gene Ontology annotation, molecular function: GTPase activator activity. The record is from RefSeq and is a predicted model, not a curated record. The coding region runs from base 1 to 1938 and encodes 645 amino acids. Lineage: Eukaryota; Metazoa; Platyhelminthes; Cestoda; Cyclophyllidea; Taeniidae.
AUGGUGGACCGUCGGUCUGAUAUGCGAACAUGGCAAAAUAAACUUUAUAAUUUGCAACGAGAGGCUCCCAAACCGUUUCCGGUAGUCUGUUUUGAGCAUCUUAAUCAUGUCCCACAUCAAUAUGGUGCUGCUUAUCAUGGUCCUUUGAGCCGACAAGGGACUGAGGAACUUCUGAGUGGACAGCCUUCUGGUGCCUACCUUAUUCGGGAUAGUCAGCGGGCGGAUGGAGCCUUCACUUUGGCCAUUAGGUUCGACGACUCAACAAAAAAUUAUAAGUUAUUUUACGAUUCGUCCUCUCAAUUGCAUUAUGUUGGAGAAAAGAAAUUUGAAUCUGUUGACCAACUGGUAGCUGACGGAUUGAUUUAUUUACACAUCGAAACCCGUGGAGCUGAUAUUUUGCAGAAGUUGUCAGAGGCUAGUAACUAUGAACACUCGCCUUACUACAAGACACGCUACCAUACAGUGAAUGCCGUUCCCCCGCCUACCAGACCCUCGGUCGCUGCCAUCAGCAGCGCCAAUUACCGACGCCAAUCCUCACUCGAACUGUUCGAUGGGUCUAAAAAGCCUUCUCCCAUUCGUCUCAUUCAAUCAACCCAGAGUGCUGCUGCUGAUGAGGUCGCCAACGGCGUCAUCAACGAUCCCCCCAAGAAACCCUCUGCUGCAUUGUCCGGAUCCGUUGACAAACCUGCCCGUAGCACCUCGCUACCCUUUUCAAAACAGCGGAUUGAGCUCGCACUUGGGCCCUCCACUGCACCAGUUGCCAAGCCUGACUGCUCCACUGACACCACCGGCAUCGCCCGUAGUAGCACUAGUAGCGGUAGCAGCAGCGGCCACGCCAGUCUAAAGACCCGUCAGCCUAACAAAGGGGAGCACACCGUUGACGAUGGCAGUGGUGGAGAGAGCCGCCGCCGAAAGGCGUUUGGCGGUGUCCAACAUCACCGCACUCUCGCCUCCACUCUACCGGUGAAUCUGGAUGGUGCAAACAUGCAUACACCUGGGCGCAUCAGUGGUGAGGUUGCGAUUACUUGUCCUACGGCCACGCCAGCCCCCACUCUCGUGCACGUCGACGUGGAAAAGGCGCACAAUUUUCGCAUCCACACCUUCCGAGGGCCACAUUGGUGCGAUUUCUGCACCCACUUUAUCUGGGGCCUUGUCUCACAGGGCGUGAAAUGCACCGACUGCGGUUUUCAGGCUCACAAGCGCUGCUCCUUAAGCGUUCCCAACGACUGUCUUCCAGAUAUGAAACGUCUCAAACGAGUCUUCGGUGUGGACCUAACCAGUUUGGUUCGUGCCGAGAACAGGACUGUACCUCAGGUGUUGGUCAAGUGCAUUACCGAAUUAGAGCGACGAGGUGGCCUUGUGGCGGAGGGGGUCUACAGGGUUCCCGGAAAUCAAGAAAUCGUCGAGGAUUUCCGCAUAGCUUUGGACAAGGACUGCGAAUCAGUGGAUCUCUCAGAGAAGAGAUGUAACGAUCUGAAUACAAUUACGAGUCUCAUCAAGUCCUUUCUUCGUCAACUCCCGAUUCCUCUCAUCACCUACGAGGCCUAUCCCGAACUGAUUGAUAUUGCCCGCGAUGAACAACUCUCAGAGGAGCAGAAACACGACUUUUUCAAGGGAUGCAUCCAACGGCUUCCAUCGGCCCACUACUACUGCCUCCGGUACUUGAUGGCCCACUUGAACAGAGUUGCGGAACACCAGCGCGUGAACAUGAUGUCGUCGGAAAACCUGGCCAUCGUGUUUGCGCCCAGUCUGAUGAGCUCCUCUUACACAGACCCACUGAGUUGUCUGGCGGGGGCCAAGUUUGAGCAGGCAGUAGUUAUUAGACUGAUCACGGACUUUCCCACCAUCUUUGAUGGCGACGAUUGUGUACCCAGCGCACCUCCCUCCUCUUCCGCCUCGACUACCACCUCCCGCUCGACCAAUGCCUCCUUGCGCUGA